This is a messenger RNA of Aphis gossypii (cotton aphid), 3423 nucleotides long. RefSeq names its product prosaposin (gene Sap-r). Gene Ontology annotation, biological process: sphingolipid metabolic process. Gene Ontology annotation, cellular component: lysosome. The record is from RefSeq and is a predicted model, not a curated record. NCBI's taxonomy places the organism in Eukaryota, Metazoa, Arthropoda, Insecta, Hemiptera, Aphididae. The transcript has 18 exons. Bases 358 to 3249 code for a protein of 963 amino acids.
CCGUACGUCUCCGCCGCAUUUUAGCGACAGAGGCCGUCGUAUCGUCCGUUUUCCUCUCGUCAUACCGAGUCGAACAAAAGCGUUUUCUCGUUUUAUUAUCGUCAGCCAGUCGUAUUUUUAUAAUCCGUCUGCGCAAUACGUUGUACUGUGUAUUGUUCAGUACACUGUUGCUGUACCCUUCGACCUUUGUGAGUCUUCUACAAUAUUAUUAUUACUGCCGUCGCGACCGAGUCGACAUCCACACGUUCGAGACGUCUCGCGUUGUCUGCUCGAUGAACAACGUCCGAUCCAUACAACAUCGUGUGUAUUGUUAAUUUGUUUUAAGCAUACCGUAGUCGCCGAAAAAAAACCCUUAAGAUGACCGCUCUCGCGGGUGGUGCGCGCCUUUGUGGGCCGCUGGCCUUUAUCGGCCUCGUCGCACUGUUGUCCACCGGUGCUGUGGCUGUUUCUGAAACGGUCAUUGUCCAAAGACACGUCCAAUUACUCGGCGUUCAAGAAUGCACGUUUGGUCCAUCGUUUUGGUGCAAAAACAUUACUAACGCUGCUGGGUGUAAUGCUGUCCAACAUUGCAUUCAAACAACUUGGGUUUCACAGACUUAUCCAGAAGAUAAUGAUGAUAUUUGUACUAUUUGUAAAAACAUGGUGAAAGAAGCUCGUGACACACUCACCAGUAAUGUCACAUUGGAAGAAUUGAAAGAAGUUUUUGAAGGAUCUUGUAAAUUAUUGCCAUUGAAAGUAAUUAAAAACGAGUGUAUAAAAUUAUCAGAUGAUUUUAUACCGGAACUUGUUGACACUUUGGCUUCACAAAUGGACCCAAAUGUUGUUUGCACUGUAUCCGGUCUGUGCAAUAAUGCACGCAUUGAUAAGCUACUAUUGGAAAAUAAAGAAAAUGAGCAACCAGUUGUUAAUAAAUACCAUCCAUGUGAACAAUGUUCUAUUGUUAUGGACAAAGGAGAACAUUUAGUACAGAGCAUGUCUAGAGAUGAUAUUUUAAAUAAAAUCUUAAUGAUGUGUGGAGAACUGAGCAGUUAUUCGGAUGCAUGCAGUAGUAUAGUAUUAACAUAUCACAAUGAAAUAUUCACUUUUAUUAAAGAUGGUUUUAAUAAACGUAAUGUAUGUUUUUUGAGUGGUAUGUGUUCAGAAGCAUUCCAUCCCCACGCUGAUGGUUAUGAAAAAUCAAAAAAUGUUUUGAUGGGAGUUGAAAUUAGUAAUGCUGGUGAGCGAGGUAGAAUUCAAAUCCAAAAAUCUAAUGAAGUCAGUGAUGAAUUGACUUGUGAAUUUUGUGAAACCUUGGUCAAACAUUUGAGAGAUAUUUUGGUCGCCAAUACAACUGAAGAACAAUUCUCUGACGUACUUAAAGGUCUUUGCAAACAAACUAGGAGUUUUUCAAAUGAGUGUUUGGCAAUAGUUGAAGAAAAUUAUACACGCAUUUAUCAGUUCCUUGUUAACGAAUUGAAUGGAAAAGUUCUUUGUACAAUAGUUGGUAUUUGCCCCAAAUCUCUUGACUCUCGUUAUAAUCUGAACUACAUGAUGCCAAUGUAUCCCAUUAUUCCAAUUGAACUAUUACAAAGUCAAGAAGCUACUAAAAUUGAAGAAAAUGAUUCAUCCACUGUUAAAAAAGAACAAAAUGAACAUAAGCCUACACUUGUUGUGGUUGAUGAACAACCUCCUAAAAUUCAAAAUAUUAAUGUCAUUAAAAAAUCACCAGUUAUUGAUGUAUUCUACAAGGAAAUGCAUUUUGUUGUCAAUGAUGUCAGUAUGCCUACUGAUAAAACUACAUGUUUCUUGUGCCAGUCAGUUUUAAAUUACGUUCAACAAGUAGUAACUGAUCCAAAAUCUGAAGCAGAAAUCCGUUCAGCAUUAGAAAAGUCCUGCUUAGUUGUGCCAUCGUCAUUUGAACAACAAUGUAAACAGUUUGUCGACCAAUAUGGUGAUGCCUUUAUUUCACUUGUAGCUCAAGAAGUUGAUCCAUCGAUAAUCUGUCCAGAACUGAAAUUAUGUCCAGUUACAGAUCUGUCUUUAACUUCAAACAAAGAUAGUGAAAGUUCUAAUAAUUGUCCAAUGUGUGUCAUUUUUAUGUCAGCUUUAGAAUCUGAAAUUUCUAAAAAAGAUACAGAAGAAAUGAUUAAAAAAAAAUUAGAGAAGUUGUGUACUAAACUACCAUCCAAGUGGAAAGGAGAAUGUACAGAUUUUGUUUCAUCUCAAUUAGAAAGUAUACUCGACAUGUUAGUUGCUCAAGUUAAGCCUGAAGAAAUUUGUGUUCUAUUGGACAUUUGCAAACCUAAGACCAUCUCUGAAAGUGCUGAAAACGAUUUAGAAACAAAUAUGAUUGCUACGGCUGGACAAGUUACUGUAGUGUUUCCUGGAUACAAUAUGGGACAAUUAUUGGCCAAUAAUUACAAAAUGUUGGAAGAGCCAAAAGUUCCGACUCCAUUUUGUCUAGUGUGCACUGUUGUAAUGAAAUAUUUACAUAGUGUCAUUAGAGACAAAAAUAAUCAAGAAGAAAUAGAACAUGUUUUAGAUUCAAUAUGUAGCAUAUUACCAAAUGUAGAAGAAAAUGAAUGUCAAUCUUUUGUUGAUUCAAACUAUCAACAAAUUAUUAAGUUUAUUCAAAUUGGAACAGACCCGGGUGUUGCAUGUAUGGCGUUAAUGGUGUGCGAAGAAGACAAAAUCGAACAUAAAAUAAAUAUUGACCUGCCAAAAAAGAAUGUACAUUUGACUACAACAGAAUCAGUUGAAUUGGAUAAAACUGAUAGUUGUUCUGCCUGCGAAGCAUUUAUCACUGUAUUUGAAGAUCGUUUAACCAAUGAUUCAAUAAGUAUUGACGAAAUAGAUUUGGUUGAGCUGUGCAAUGAAGUUGAAAUCACUUAUAAAGACCAGGUCAACGACAUGCUGAACCUCUUAAAGUACAGUUGUAAGGCAAAAUUUGAUAACAACAACGAUUGGCUCAUCAAAGCUUUAAUAGAGAAGUUGAGAACCACAUGCACCAAGCAGUGUGUGGAAAAAAAAGAUAUAAAGUUUCAUCCAAAGUGCACCAUUUGCAAGGAUGUGAUCCAUGAUAUCAAACAUAAAAUUGAAACCUCUCCACUAGAAAAAGAUAUUCAGUACAGAUUAGAAUCAUUAUGUGACGUUCUACCAAACAAGGACAAGUGUGUUAACUUUGUAGAGCAAUACACUGAAAAACUUCUCAACACCUUAAUAGAUGAUGUUAAAGAACAAAGCAUAUGUGCUGAGAUUGGAUAUUGUUGAUAUCCAUAUAAAGAAAAUCAUAUUUUAAGAACAACCCUACAGCUGUUCAUUAACAUUAAGAACUGAUAUUUACUCAAUUUAGUCAUUGAUCUAUUUUUUAUGUUAACUUUAUAAUAACUACUCUUAUAUUUUAAUUAUUUUAAGAAAUAAAUGUACACAAAUUAUAAAAAGAAA